Molecule: messenger RNA, 477 nt
Organism: Homalodisca vitripennis (glassy-winged sharpshooter)
Lineage: Eukaryota; Metazoa; Arthropoda; Insecta; Hemiptera; Cicadellidae
Exons: 1
Coding region: 1-477 (158 amino acids)
Source: RefSeq, a predicted model, not a curated record
AUGUCACUCCCAUCAUCUGACUUUGACUUUAGAACUUCUGUCAACCUAUAUAGCCUCGUUUUAACUGCUCAACAAGUGGAAUCAAAACUUAAAGCCCUUGAUCCCCAUAAGGGAAUGGGUCCGGACUCUCUACCUCCUGCGGUGAUCAAGUACUGCAGUCCAGUUUUGGCCCCACAUCUCUCAAUUUUUUUCGACACACUGCUCGAGAGUGGCACCUUCCCUGCAAAUCUAAAGAUUAGUUUCAUCACCCCUAUUUUCAAAUCUGGUAAGCGUUCCAAUGUAACCAAUUAUAGGCCGAUAGCCAUUCAGUCGGUGCUUGCAAAGGUUUCUGAUAGCCUUGUGGUGGAUAAACUUGUAUUUAAUCUCAAGCAUGUGAUCGCUGAGGAACGACAUGGCUUUAGGAGUGGUCGAUCGGCCUCUACCAAUAUGCUGGUGCUACAUAACUAUGUCACAUCUGCAUUUUUCAGGCGGAGGUAG